AGUAUGGAGUUCAAGGGAGAGAGUAGUGGGCACCCGAGAGUAGGUGGGGUUUUGAAAAUGAAAAGUGUGAAAACCUCACCAAAACUUCAUUUUGGAUUGACUAAGAAAGAUCUUAACUUACUUUUCUCAUUUUCAUGUUUUAAACUUGUUUUAUAUAUAAUUUUCUAUUAAACCUUAUUUUUUCAAAAAAAAGAAAAUAAUAGAAAAUUAAUUCAAUAAAUAGUGAGACUUUAGAUUUACACUAUAUAGGUAGAAUAGAUGUGUAGAAAAAUUAUUUGGCUGGUUUAGACAAGGUACCAAAAAAACUUGCUUAAAUAUGAGGCCGUUUAUCCUACCUUUGGAGGUCAUUUGAGACACACUUUUCAUGACUAUGAGUUCAACUUACCAAAAGGGCUCGGAAUGAUCAGCAAGCAAACAUAUUUCAGUUGAGGUACUUUAGAUAGCAUUAAAACAUCAAUACCCCAUCCCUAAUUCAAAUUUGAGCCCAAAUUUGAAUUUAAAUUUGAAUUUUAUUUGGUUGGUUUAGACAAGGUACCAACAAACAAGUUCGAAUAGAAAUACGGGGAUACAUAGUGACUACCAGUACGCACCAAGUUACAAAUAUUAUUACAUGCCCCAAAUUUUCAAACUGUUCUCUGUUCUACCUCUUCCUACCACGUCGCGUGCCCUUCUUCGCCUUAGCACUUCUUGUUUUUGGUUCUACUACACACACAAGUUCACUUAUCAUCUUGGUUUUCUUCACUGGUCUUUUCAACACCUCGCCAACACCCUCGUGAUCAGUGUCUUCAGUCUCAAUGUUGACAGCAGUUUCAGUUUCUUCGGUGUGUACCCCAACAUGGGUUUCUUCAGUCUGAACCUCGACACGCUCAGGUUCAGUUUCUUCGGUGUGUACCUCAACAUGGGUUUCUUCAGUCUGAACCUCGACACGCUCAGGUUCAGUUUCUUCGGUGUGUACCUCAACAUGGGUUUCUUCAGUCUGAACCUCGACACGCUCAGGUUCAGUUUCAACCUCGAGAGCAGUUUCUUCAGUCUGAAUGUUGACUGCAGCAAGAUUUUCUUCAGUCUGCUCAGGCUCAGGCACACUUCUCUUCUUUCUACCGCCAUUGACUCUUACUUUUUUGUUGGCCAACACUGUUCAACAACAAGGGGCUGACUUGCUCGCUUCCUCCUGGCCAUUGGGAAAAUGUUAUAGAUAUAGUAAUUGGAAAAAAGCACCAAAUCAAAACACAAAAAAAUACACAAGAACAUACUUUGGCUUAUCAGGAGUGUAACGGCAUUUGACAGAUCCCACUUUGUGCCCAAGUUCCUGGCACAACUUGCAUCUGUUUUUGUUACCUUUUUGGGCCCUUUUUGGCUUUCCAUCUUCCUUUCCCUUCUUACUACUCCCACCUUUCUCAAACCAUGCCUUGA
Aegilops tauschii subsp. strangulata is the source of this 1410-nucleotide messenger RNA. Lineage: Eukaryota; Viridiplantae; Streptophyta; Magnoliopsida; Poales; Poaceae. The record is from RefSeq and is a predicted model, not a curated record.